Messenger RNA from Diachasma alloeum, 2649 nucleotides. RefSeq lists its product as uncharacterized. The transcript is spliced from 2 exons. NCBI's taxonomy places the organism in Eukaryota, Metazoa, Arthropoda, Insecta, Hymenoptera, Braconidae. Bases 64 to 1320 code for a protein of 418 amino acids. The record is from RefSeq and is a predicted model, not a curated record.
UCGAGUUCGACGGGGGUGGAUUGUCCCGGAAAAUAGGGGAUUGGGUUGACGCAGACGGUGAAAAUGUCUGACAGUGAGGACACUGAUGCCUCGGGGGCCACCGAGUGGCCAGCGACGCCUGUCACGAAGGAAUGGCUCGAGAACAUCCUCAUGAUUCAUCAUGGAGAAGGCUCCAGCAUCAGUGUCAAUGACUUCGAGGUGAAUCCAGGGUGCACCGCGGGGGAGUCUGUACUCAGUGAUAUUCUAGCUGUCACCAUUGAUUACACUCUUGGUAACGAUAACAAUCGUCUCAAUGUCAUUGUCAAAUUACUCCCACAAGACCCGUUCAAUCGGUUCUUCGUUACUGAGGCGCAGUUCGAUCUGCGGGAGAUCAAGUUUUACACUCAGGUUGUCACCGAUCUGGAGGCAUUUCUGAAGAAGCAACUUUCGUCCGAGACCGAGUGCAUCGAGCUUCCAAUCCCAAAGUGCAUUCACGCCCAUUACAAGCCAGCCGGUGGCACUGAGGACACCCCAGAGCCCCCCGAGUCUUUCCUAGUUCUUGAAAAUUUACGUAAUCGCGGCUUCGAGGGUGCCCAAGUCUCCCGCGGCCUGACAUUAAGACAAACCGAAGCGGCAUUGAGCGCAGUCGCUUGUCUCCACGCGCUAUCACUCACACUUAAGGUCAGGGAGGCGACACCACUGUCCGAGCGUUAUCAAUUUUUAUUUCAAACGGCCAGGGCAACGGACUCGUAUCAGAUGCUGGUUGAGCGUGGCCUGCCCCAGUUGGCCCACUUUUUGGAGCGUCGACCCGGUCUUGAGGCCGUCCUAGAGUCGCUGCUGGCGCUCAGACCCAAGACUAAAGAGAUUAUCUCAUCGUUACUUGCGCCUGAGGACCCCCUGGCACUCAUCACCCACACGGAUUUCUGGUGCAAUAAUUUGUUGUUCAAGAACGACGAGGAUGGCAACUGCAAGUGCGCCAUUCUCGAUUGGCAAAUGGUCACUUACAGUCGACCAACUAACGACAUUGCUCUGCUGCUUGUGAGCUCAGUCCCCACUGAAUUGAGGAGAAUUAACACACCUGGCUUGUUGGACAAGUACUGGGAGACACUAACGACAACUUGUCGAUCACUUGGCCUCGAUAUUGGCGAGGAAUUGGGCUAUGGUAGGGAUGAUCUUGACAGGGAUUAUCGAAGAUCACAACUAUUAGCUCUACUACUUUGUAUUGGCUCUGUUGAUGUGGCCUUUGGGGAUCCACUCACUGAGCAGAGGCUCAUUGAUGUACUCGAGGAUUUUCACAGGGAUGGAGUGCUCAAUGUCGACAGCAUCGAGGCAGCAAAGUAGAUUUUUAAUUCACUGACGAUAUGAGAUAUUAAGUAACAAGUUUUGUCGAACAUUUUGAGAAUAAUGUAAUUGAAGGUGAAUAUAUGUGAUGUUUAUCCACUCUAUGUUUCGACGGUUUGGAGGAAUGUUCAUUUAUAUUUUUUUGGGCUUAUUUUGUAAGAGAACAGAACAGUAUUUCAGUAUUUAAUGGUGGGGAUUUUUUAAUUGACGUUGUAGGGACUUUCGUCGAGGGGACGAUGUUUCUGGCUCGAUUUCUAUGGGGAGAGAGAGAGUGAGGGGCUCGUUGGCGAGUGAUUCACUCUGGGGGAACGGUAGUGAGCCAAAAAGUUUAUGAAAUCGAACCGCAAUUUAUCGAGACUGAGGCUCUAUAGUGGCUUUGGGGGCAUGAAGCUUUGGGGGAAUUUUAGGAGAAAACGAAUGACGAUAUGUAUUGCAUUUGCAUAUGCUCAGCUGAAAGAAAGUUUAAGAAUAAACGAGAGAAAUCGAUAUUGUAAUUUACGUAUUUACGUAGAGAAUUAUUGUAAUGUAUGGUGGGUUUAUUAUUUUAAGCAGUGGGGGAAAACGGACACUUUUGACUCUUUCAGAAAAGAAUUUGUCGAGAAUUCAAAAUUUUUUAUUCCCUAUUUUUUUUUUAUUCCCUAUUUUUUUUUUUUAUUCAAUGAGUUGAUUUUUCUGAAAAAUUCAGAAGUGUCUGUUCUAAACUCAUCUUUUCUAAAAAAUCUAGCACUUUCUGUAAGAAUUCUAUCUGUUUUUUCGCACUAAGCCUGUCGAAAUCAUAAAUUAUGAAUUGCGAUUUUUUACGAGAACUCGAGCAAGAAUUCUCAAUUUUUCGUCAUCGAUUUUAUUAUGAUAAAAAAUUUUGAAUGCAAGAAAAUACAUUGACUUUUUCCUAUCAAAAUAUCCCUUGAAAAAAUAACACAACAAACUUGCAUGAUCUUUAAUAGAAUCAGUGGAAAAAACGUUUUUUAAUUAAAUUUUGUAACAUCAACGAGCGAAAAAUAUCUCCGAGUAUUUUCUUCGAAAGUAAUAGCAUAAGAUUUUGUAUGUUUCGUCAUUUGCAUCAACUUUAUACUGACCAUAAAAAAAAUUCAAGUUUUUUAUCAUCAAAAUAAUAUCAACUCCAAUCCCCGGAGACCGGUAUGCAAAUGAAUACCGCAUUUUUUUAUGCCGAGAACGUUUGUUUGAUUGAUGAUUUCACGAGUGUGUUGGAAAAUUGUCUUUCAAUGUGAAAUACCCCCAAAUAAAUCUCUGUUUCACCCGAUACCUGGCACUUUCUCUAACGCCCUUACCGUCUCACUCUCGAGUCACAAUAAUCUCGGGAUGAAUAAU